Messenger RNA from Branchiostoma belcheri (Belcher's lancelet), 510 nucleotides. Its product is annotated as bone morphogenetic protein 1-like. The record is from RefSeq and is a predicted model, not a curated record. Lineage: Eukaryota; Metazoa; Chordata; Leptocardii; Amphioxiformes; Branchiostomatidae. Bases 1 to 510 code for a protein of 169 amino acids. The transcript is spliced from 4 exons.
AUGCAUGACUGGUUCUCCAGUUACCUCUCGGACAGAAAACAACGAGUGGUCAUCCAGGGUGCAACGUCUACAUGGAAGUCCCCACUAGCCGGAGUACCGCAAGUAACGCAGGGCAAUGCAGCUGGAUGUGGAGGAAACCUGACGACUCCCACUGGAGGUCCUGUGACAUCAACAAACUACCCCAGUAACUAUGGCAACAAUGAGAACUGCGAGUGGUUAAUCACUGUACCAGAAGGAAGCAUCAUUCGUCUCACGUUCGACAGUUUUAAUACUGAGGGCUGUUGUGACUUCCUGACCAUCUACGACGGAGCCAGUGACAGCGCUGCAGUGAUACAAACGUUAACAGGUCAACAGUCAGUCAGCCCUAUCAUCAGCACAUCUAACUCCAUGUUCCUGAGGUUUACAUCUGACCACAGUAUAACACGUCAGGGGUUCCAGUUCUCCUACACAUCUCUCACGUUGCCUCAGCACGCUGUGGAGGUCAUUGUGGACAUUGCGGACCUGUACUAA